This is a messenger RNA of Corythoichthys intestinalis (scribbled pipefish), 1718 nucleotides long. It is a transcript of the gene prpf38a, whose product is annotated as pre-mRNA processing factor 38A. NCBI's taxonomy places the organism in Eukaryota, Metazoa, Chordata, Actinopteri, Syngnathiformes, Syngnathidae. The record is from RefSeq and is a predicted model, not a curated record. Gene Ontology annotation, cellular component: precatalytic spliceosome. The coding region runs from base 458 to 1435 and encodes 325 amino acids. The transcript has a single exon.
CAACCCACGAAGAAGAAGGACACACGAAGAAGAGCGUCCUAACGGAUUCGAAAGUAAUUUUAUGUUUAAAUAAAAAAAAUAAAUAAGUAAAGUCACAUGGUGAAAACCCAUUUCAGCUGGACUGACGACGAAUGUGCGUUUUUUUUUCAUUGUUUUACAUUUGACGAGCGAACCCGGGUGGGCGUCGGUCGCCGAACCGGAAGUGCGACAAGAUGAAAUGAAACAAGUUCACGUGAAUUCGGCGGUGCGUGUUUAUUCUGACUAUGGUGACGAUAUACUAUGUUCCGAUCGCUAACGCUCGUCGUUCUAUAACGAGGCGAAGGAAAAUGGAAUUUGUCGACUCCGGAAAAUAGACAUUGGUUGACUACGGACCAGUAGGCGGCGCUCCAUUCGACACGAGGCGGAAGUCCGAGAAGAAGAGGACGAACAGUUUCCUUCCGUCGGCUCCGGUAGCAAAAUGGCGAACAGGACGGUGAAAGACGCUAAUAGCAUCCACGGGACCAACCCGCAGUACCUGGUGGAGAAGAUUAUCCGCACGCGCAUCUACGAGUGCAAGUACUGGAAGGAGGAGUGCUUCGGGCUGACGGCCGAGCUGGUGGUGGACAAGGCCAUGGAGCUCAAGUACGUGGGCGGCGUGUUCGGGGGCAACAUCAAGCCAACGCCGUUCCUCUGCCUGGUGCUCAAACUGCUGCAGAUCCAGCCCGAGAAGGACAUCAUCGUGGAGUUCAUCAAGAACGAGGACUUCAAGUACGUGCGCCUGCUCGGCGCCAUGUACAUGCGCCUGACAGGCACGGCCGUGGACUGUUACAAGUACCUGGAGCCGCUCUACAACGACUACCGCAAGAUCAAAAGCCAGAACCGCGACGGCGAAUUCCAGAUCGUGCACGUCGACGAGUUCGUCCACGAGCUGCUCCACUCAGAGCGCGUCUGCGACAUCAUCCUGCCGCGGCUGCAGAAACGCCAGGUGCUGGAGGAGGCCGAGAUGCUGGAGCCGCGCAUCAGCGCUCUGGAGGAGGACCUGGACGAAGUGGAAAGCAGCGACGAUGAGGACGACGAUGAAGACGACGAGGACGAGCGCGACCCGGACGACAGACUCCCAGAGCCGCACCGGCGCGGGACCUACCGCCGCUCCUCGCCGCCGCCAGCCUCUUCGCCGCCGCCCAGCCGCCACCGGCGCAGCCGUUCGCCCCGCAGGAGGAGCAGCCGCUCCCCCAAGGCCAGGCGGAGCCCCCUCGAGUCCCGCCGGGAGAGAGAGCGGGAGCGGCGCCGUGGCAGCAAGAGCCCCAGGCGCCACCGGGAGCGCCGGCACCGCUCCAAGUCGCCGCCCGCCGCUCAUCACCGCAGCAGCGGCGGCCACCGCCACCGCAGCCACUCCAAGAGCCCCGACAAGAGCUCCAAGAAGAGUCGCAAGAAGAGUCGCAGGAGCAACCAGUGACUCCUGUCUCGUUUUUCUUAUCCUUGAUUAAAUAUCUGACGAUCGACUCUUUAGCUUUUGUUGGCCCUCACGUUCAAGCAAAUUGUCCAAGUACUUUAGCGGUGAGAUUUCUAAAACUGGAGGGUAUAAAAAACAACUUUUUUUUUUCCUGAGAAGACGAAAUUAGGGAGGUCCAGAUGCCGAUUUUUUCCCCCUGACUUCGAGAUCAUUCAAAUGCUUGUGUUUUUACACUGAUAAAUGACAAUUUCUAUGUUUUUUGUAUUAAAGUGAGCCCUAGUAGAAA